CAAUAGCGGAAUGGAGGCGGACGAACCCUAGGAGCGUGGUGAUCUAGAAGAGUGCGGCAAUCAAGCUGCUCUUCUUCUUCUUCUUCUUUCGACUCAACAAAGAUGAAGUGGAUGAGAUUUGGGGUGCGUGCGGUUGACUUGUGACUUGUGGGCUUCCUCUGCACUGUCUCGAUGCAAAACUCAGGUUUUCUUUUUCGUGUUGUUUUGUCCGGCUAAGUUCUGCUUUGGCUGAGGGUUAUUUGUCCGACUGAGUUUUCUCUAGCCGAGAAUUUUGUCCAUUCCAAUUGUGAAUGUGUUUGAGCGUUUGAUCGUGAGUCUCGCUGUAUCUUUUCUCUGUCUCGGACUCGACAAUCAUUUUGUUGGCCAUUAAUGAAGUGCAUAAAUCAGGCUUAAGGAAGGAGGUCAUUCUAGGAGGUUGAUGGCGAGGGAACAAAAAACGAUAAGGUGGUGGCGCUCCCGGAACAGCAUCGCCUAAAAUACUGAAAGGUCCCACACACGAGAUGUUUCUUUUGGAGGUGGCUAGUCAAAUCUCUUCUCCCUUUAUGAUGGCUGGUAAAAUCGGGAUGAUUCCUUUGGAGGUGGAUGGACAAAACUCUUCUCCCUUCCUGGUGGCUGGUGAAACCGGGAUGCUUGAAUUAUGUUGUUGCUUUUAUUUUAAUUUUCAUUCUAGUAGCAGGUGCAGCAUUGCUGUUAGUGGAGUCUACCACAUUGCGAGAUUAGCGAGUUGGGCCGCUCUUAUGCGUGACUACAACUUUGAAUCUCAUUCCAGUGUAGCCUAUGAUAUGCCAAUUUGUAUCUGGUUCUUUUCGAUUGAUUAUGGUGUUUUGUUAAUGUCCUUGUUCCAUCUUGUUAACUAGUAUAAUUUCAUAUGAUUAGUCAGUAUUUGAAU
Messenger RNA from Cuscuta europaea, 889 nucleotides. The record is from the annotation of a GenBank genome assembly. Lineage: Eukaryota; Viridiplantae; Streptophyta; Magnoliopsida; Solanales; Convolvulaceae.